UACCUUGAUUUUUGUUGCAGAUGAAAUAUGCAAGCAGUUAAAAGAUACUGAGGCUAAGGCAAUUUUUACAUUAACAUCACUCGCGCCAUUGGCAAAUGCCGCGGCAAAACUUGCCAACCGGACCGUACCCACCAUAACAAUAAAAAUGGCGAGUACAGACUCGACACCCGAUGGAACAAUUGACUUACGCCAAUUGAUGGACUCCAAGUGGGAUGUUGAGGACUUAUCUCCAGGUGGUUGCAAUGACAUUGCUGUGCUUCCUUACUCAAGCGGUACGACCGGACUACCAAAAGGCGUGGAAUUAACUCAUCGGAAUAUAAUUGCUAAUAUUUGUCAAGUCACUGACACUCAUGUACGAUUGGCCCAAGAAACAACUGAUGAACACCAAGACGUUGUCCCUGCAAUACUUCCAUUAUUUCACAUUUUUGGCUUGACUGGCGUCCUUCUCACUCACUUAAAAAAUUUAUGCAAAGUAGUUACAGUUCCCAGAUUUAGUCCAGAACAAUUUUUGCAAUUACUGACUAAACACCAACCACAAAUUUUAUUUGUGGUUCCUCCUAUUGUUGGUUUGAUGGCCAAUCAAUCAGAAUUAAAAAAGGAGUAUUUGCAACCAGUGCGGACAAUAUGUUCUGGAGCGGCUCCUUUGGGAAGAAAAGACGAAGAAAAAUUGAAGUCUAAAGUCGGUAGUCAUAUAGAAAUAAUACAAGGGUACGGCUUAACUGAAACUUCACCAGCUGUAUUUAUGGCAAGCAAACGAAGUAAAACUCGUGGUGUUCGUGGUAGCGUAGGUGAACCCUUACCAAACACUUCCAUAAAAUUGAUUACCGCCGACAGUUCUCAACGUGAAAUAAACUCUCCUCAGGACGUAGGAGAAAUACAUGUUAAAGGACCACAAGUUAUGAGGGGUUAUUACAAAAAAGAUAAAGAAACAAACGAAGCGUUUGCCGAUGGCUGGUUUAAAACUGGAGAUGUGGGUUACUACGACGAGCAUGGCAUGUUCUUCAUUUCGGAACGUAUAAAAGAGCUUAUCAAAGUGAAAGGGUUUCAAGUUGCACCAACGGAACUGGAGGAAAUACUACGCAAUCAUCCCGACAUAAUAGAGGCCGCUGUAAUUGGGGUGCCCCACAAACAGUACGGCGAAGUUCCCAAAGCGUAUGUUGUUCCAAAACAUAAUCAGCAAGCAGAUGUGGACGGCAUUCAGAGAUAUGUUGCAGAAAAGGUUGCUAAGUAUAAGCAUCUGAAAGGCGGAAUUGAAGUUGUGGAGGCUAUUCCAAAAACCACCUCGGGAAAAAUUUUACGAAGCGAAUUAAGAAAGGAGUAUCAAAAAGCGGCGCAGUAACAUUAAAAUGUUUGUGGACAGUCGUAAAAUCAUAUGAAAAUACUUGCGCUUUGUUAUGUCUUAUAAUUAACUUCUUAUAUGUGUGCUUUUAUGAAGAGCGCGUAUCAAGCAAGUUCAAGAAGUUAAUUUUGAAACAUAACAGAAAUGGCUUCCUACAAUGCAGGGUACCUAGUCUUUUUUUAUGUUAAGAUACCACUUUGUUGUGAUAUGUUUGGUAUGAUUUAUUGACUUGGGUACUUAUAUGAAAAGAGGACCAAGAGAAUAGAAUUAAAUUGAAUAUAUUCUGAGAAUAUCCAUAGAAUAAUAAUUUUUGUACGUUCUGUAAUAUUGUUACAUAACAACAAAGGGCCAAUGAAUUCUUAAUAUUGA
Photinus pyralis (common eastern firefly) is the source of this 1708-nucleotide messenger RNA. RefSeq names its product probable 4-coumarate--CoA ligase 1. Gene Ontology annotation, biological process: long-chain fatty acid metabolic process; fatty-acyl-CoA biosynthetic process. Gene Ontology annotation, cellular component: mitochondrion. Bases 146 to 1339 code for a protein of 397 amino acids. Lineage: Eukaryota; Metazoa; Arthropoda; Insecta; Coleoptera; Lampyridae. The record is from RefSeq and is a predicted model, not a curated record. Gene Ontology annotation, molecular function: long-chain fatty acid-CoA ligase activity. The transcript is spliced from 5 exons.